AAUCGUUCCUUUGAUCUCUUCGCCAAUCCCUCGGUGCAUCUCUCUCUCUCUCUCUCUCUCUUCCAGAGGAAGCCGCUUUCCACGUCGUCUCCAUCUCUCCGUCCGGGGAAGCUCAAUUUGUACAGACAAUCAAGUUCAUUCCUUUUGUGUUCUUGCGGUCAAAGUCUGAUCUUGUAGGUAGCCUCGAUCACUUCAAACAAAUAUUUGCAUAUACUGGCAGAAGAAUAAAGACUUCAUCAAUCAACCUCAGCCAAGAGAUUACUGGAAAUGGGUUCUGAAGGGCCUUCAGUAGUAGUUGUUCACGUCACUGGAUUUAAGAAAUUUCAUGGUGUGUCUGAGAACCCCACCGAAACAAUUGUCAGAAACCUGAAAGGGUUCAUGCAAAAGAAAGAAUUGCCUGAAGGUCUUAUUCUUGGUAGCUGUAAUGUUCUUGAAACAGCAGGAGAGGGCGCACUUCCUCAACUUCUGGAAUUUUUUCAGCAUGCUGUCUCUGAGAAAGUUAAUGAAAGUUUGAACGGGAAGCAAACCAUCUUGCUUCAUCUUGGAGUUAAUAGCGGUGCUAUGGGGUUUGCUAUUGAGAAUCAAGCAGUAAAUGAAGCUACUUUUUGCUGCCAAGAUGAGAAGGGAUGGAAGCCUCAGGUUAAUAGAGUCCCAGUUGUAUCUUCUGAUGGUAGCAUUUCAACUGUUCGAGAGACUUCUCUUCCUGUCAAUGAAAUUGUUAAGGCAUUGUCAAACAUGGGAUACGAUGUUAUGCCUUCUUAUGAUGCUGGCCGAUUCGUGUGCAAUUUUGUGUACUAUCAUUCUCUCAGGUUUGCAGAACAAAAUAGAAUGAAGUCACUGUUUGUCCAUGUUCCUCUCUUCUUGUCAAUAGAUGAGGAAACCCAGAUGGAGUUUGUUGCUUCCCUCUUGAAAGUGCUUGCCUCCCUGAACUAGUGUCACCACUAUUUGAACUUUUUGACAUGCCAAACUGAUUUGAAAGUGAGGUUAAGGGAUUUGAUUUGCUGGGGUUGUUUGUCUGUGCACACCAAAAAUUCAAAGAUGAAAUCCAUAAGCGCUUGAUAGGUAUAUAAGGUUAUGGUUGUAUGUUCAUAUGGUAUGAUCUUGCUGUUAAGACAUGCCCCAUACAUUCCCUGCAAUAAAUCUUAAAGAGUUUGUUCAA
This is a messenger RNA of Zingiber officinale, 1159 nucleotides long. RefSeq names its product pyrrolidone-carboxylate peptidase-like. Gene Ontology annotation, cellular component: cytosol. The transcript has 5 exons. Gene Ontology annotation, biological process: proteolysis. Bases 268 to 933 code for a protein of 221 amino acids. Gene Ontology annotation, molecular function: pyroglutamyl-peptidase activity. NCBI's taxonomy places the organism in Eukaryota, Viridiplantae, Streptophyta, Magnoliopsida, Zingiberales, Zingiberaceae. The record is from RefSeq and is a predicted model, not a curated record.